Molecule: messenger RNA, 16476 nt
Organism: Coregonus sp. 'balchen'
Lineage: Eukaryota; Metazoa; Chordata; Actinopteri; Salmoniformes; Salmonidae
Source: the annotation of a GenBank genome assembly
AUGUUGUCCCCACCCCACUGUGUCCAGGGUCAGAUCUGCAGGGCGGAGCUGGAGAAAUGGUCCAGUCAGAUGUACCAGGAGCCUGAGGUCAUGCCAGAGGAGGUCCACAUGUUUGACCUGGACUGCUUUUUGUCCGACAUCUCUGACACCCUGUUCACCAUGACCCAGAAGCCCUGCCCGUGGGCCAACGACCGGCACAACAGUGAGUACCACACCACAACGGCCAUUCUACUUACCUGUAAACUACUUAUCUACCUACGUCUAUUAUACUUAGAGGAACCCUUUUAGUGUCUACAGAAGCCCUACAGAAGCCCUGUCUAUGAUACUUGUAACACUAUGAUACAAAUCCCUACAAAAUUCAACAUUUUGUCUUCUUCUUUUUAUUUGAUCGACAAAAAUAACAGAAUACUCCGCUUACUAUUUAUCCGACCUAUGGUCAUGUGAGACAAUAAUGCAGGAAAGAAAACCGCCCAACAAAUGAGGAACUUGCAAAUAAAUAAAUGAGGCUAAAGAUGCAAACAGAGGCCCACACCCACUCUCUCCCUGUCUCUGGUAUGUUUCUCUGUAUGUGACAGUAGUGUUCUACUUCAUCCCCCCUCAGCGUACACCAGCAAUGCUGACAUGAUCCAGCCAGGUCUCACCCCACUGCAGCCCAAUCUAGACGACUUCAUGGAUAUCCCAGGUAUUGUGAGUGUGUGUGUGUGCUGGAUUUCUCUAGCGGUUUACACACUGUCAGGUCUACCCAAUCCGUUCCUGGCUGGCUCAGACGUUUCUUUCAUGACCAAGUCGCUCUGGAUAAGAGCGUCUGCUAAAUGACUCAAAUGUAAAUGGAAUGACUUCUUCGAUCUCUUAAAGCGAGCUGCAGCUGGCCCGGCAAGAUAUCUAGUGCCAGUGCUGCUUGUAAGCGUGCUCUGUCUUUAGUUUGAUAUGCCUACACACCAUUGGUGAUUGCCAUACCUUGUACAUAUAAUCAAAUUAUUUUGCUGUCCUUCUUAACAAAUAGUAGACUUGACAGUCCUUCUAAGCACAAAAUGUGCUUGAGACAGGGGACAGAAACACUUCCCACUGGGCACACCAUGUCUUUUCAACAUGGACAUUUGGGUAAUAUUUGGUUGAGAUGUUGAUCAAUGAGAUUUCAACCUUUAUUCACAGACUCAAAAAGACAGCCAGAAGUUUGUUGAAUUCCCAAUGUGUUAUCACUAUUUUUUCAACCUUCUGAAAGCACAACAAAAUUGAAAUGGAAAAACAAUGUCAGAUUCUUUGUAUUUAUUCAACAAUGUAAUGUGUUAUCACUGUGCUUCAUCUAAUAGCACAACCAAAAGACCUGGAUUGCAGUUGAGAUUACAUUAAAAGUACAUAGUGCAAGUGAUCAAUGCUGUUCAAGGGUCUGCACAGAUUAUUAUAGCAAUUGUGACGACCACAGACCUGCGACCUUUGCAUGCUAUCUUGAACAUGCACGCUUAUGAUUACAUAAGAAGACAUUUAUAGUUAUACUAACCUCAAAAUGUAGCCAUGGAUGUUACUCAUUUUAACAUUGAAUAAAUACAGGUACAUUAGUUUGUAAGAUAGCCUUAACUUUAGGGUAUUUUACUGUAUUGCAAAAGUAAUAUUGAAUUGUGUUUGGUUGUCAAUACAACCAAAUAUCAACAUUUGAAGGAGAUGUAUAUUUUAUGCCAGUGACCAAACAUCUAAGUCAAACAAUAGGACUAAAUCAAAUCAUUCAAAGAUGGAGACAUGAAUCCAACAUAUAAAUGAUUCAUUUGUAGACAAACUGGAAUUUAAGGCAGACUAAGUUAGUGGCACAGAUGGAACUAUCCAAGCAGAAGAUACAUCUCCUUCAAAUGUUGAUACAGUUGAAGUCGGAAGUUUACAUACACUUAGGUUGGAGUCAUUAAAACUUGUUUUUCAACCACUCCACACAUUUCUUGUUAACAAACUAUCAUUUUGGCAAGUCGGUUAGGACAUCUACUUUGUGUAUGACACAAGUAAUUUUUCCAACAAUUGUUUACAGACAGAUUAUUUCACUUAUAAUUCACUUAUCACAAUUCCAGUGGGUCAGAAGUUUACAUACACUAUGUUGACUGUGACUUUGAACAGCUUGGAAAAUUCCAGAAAAUGAUGUCAUGGCUUUAGAAGCUUCUGAUAGGCUAAUUGACAUUGAUUUGAGUCAAUCGGAGGUGUACCUGUGGAUGUAUUUCAAGGCCUACCGUCAAACGCAGUGCCUCUUUGCUUGACAUCAUUGGAAAAUCAAAAGAAAUCAGCCAAGACCUCAGAAAAAAAUGUGUAGACCUCCACAAGUCUGGUUCAUCCUUGGGAGCAAUUUCCAAAUGCCUGAAGGUACCACGUUCAUCUGUACAAAUCAAAUCAAAUCAAAUCAAAUCACAUUUUAUUGGCCACAUGCGCCGAAUACAACAGGUGCAGACAUUACAGUGAAAUGCUUACUUACAGCCCUUAACCAACAGUGCAUUUAUUUUAAAUAAAAAAGUAGAAUAAAACAACAAAAAAGUGUUGAGAAAAAAAGAGCAGAAGUAAAAUAAAAUAACAGUAGGGAGGCUAUAUAUACAGUAGGGUACCGGUGCAGAGUCAAUGUGCGGGGGCACCGGCUAGUUGAGGUAGUUGAAGUAAUAUGUACAUGUGGGUAGAGUUAAAGUGACUAUGCAUAAAUAAAUAACAGAGUAGCAGCAGCGUAAAAAGAUGGGGUGGGGGGGCAGUGCAAAUAGUCCGGGUAGCCAUGAUUAGCUUUUCAGGAGUCUUAUGGCUUGGGGGUAGAAGCUGUUGAGAAGUCUUUUGGACCUAGACUUGGCACCACGGUACCGCUUGCCGUGCGGUAGCAGAGAGAACAGUCUAUGACUAGGGUGGCUGGAGUCUUUGACAAUUUUUGCCUGAUCUUUUCAGUCUCCUGAGGGGGAAUAGGCUUUGUUGUGCAAUUUUUUCUUGAGCGAAUGGUCAGGGGGCUGCAUCAUAGUUACAAAUAGUUUGUAGACUGCAAAUUGACCGCAAGAAGCCCAAACAUUGUUUCAAAGGUACAAAUUCAACAUAUUUUAUGCAUGGUUUGUCUAGGUUGAAAAUUGGUUACUGUGAUGACAUAAUCCUGUGAUUGAAAUUUCAACUUCAAAACAACAGUUUACGUUGACUACUUUUUUCAAAUCAAUGUAUUUACCACGUACGUUGGCAAAUUACGUUGAAACAAUGUUGAUUUAACCAGUUUGUGCCCAGUGGGUAACUAUAUGUGUAGGGCAAUCUGAUGGACAGAUGUGGUGACCAGAAGUCUAAGGAACAGAAACGAUUGAAGCGCCUAAUAAAAAGUUAGAAAUGCUACUUUAUCAGUGUCUUUACGUAUAUAUAGAUUGGACUUAUGUACUCUGUCGAAGAGAGUUAGAGCUACAAGAAGAGUUUUUCACAUACAGUAGAUGUCACAUACUGAAUCACUGCAUAUAGCCAAAAUGACUCUGCCAGUUAAGCAGAUAGCCAGGUAUGCAUCUUCAAUCUGCGGUUUGUCAUCGAUUUAUAUUUAGGGUUUCUCUUCUAAAUAUGCAGCUGGGGCCACCCAUAUGAAAAUGAAUAUUUUGGCAUGUAUUAUUAAAUUAUUGAGUUAGGGAUUCCUCUGUGAGUGACACCCCUGGGCUGGGCUCUCUGUUCUGUGUCCCCUGUGUGUAUGCCAUGUCAGGGGUGAGCAGGAGGUCAGAGGCUGGGUUGUGACACAGUAGAAUAAGGAAGUGGAAGCGCAUGUGGUUAACCGCAACACGUGGCAAAGGGGCCCAGUGAAUGAAGGGAUGGAGAUGGAGGGAUAAAAGGAUGGAGGGAUAUACAAUAGAGGGAUGAAGAGAUGGAGAUGGGGAGAUAAAAGGAUGGAGGGAUAGUACACUAGAGGGAGUGAAAGGGGGGAUGGAGAGAUAAAAGGCAAGGGGAUAGACAAUAGCGGGAAUUACGACAACUGGAAGAUAAAAGGAAGGAGGGAUAGACAAGAGGAUGAAGAGAUGGAGAGAUAAAGGAUGGAGGGAUAGAACAAUGAGGGAUGAGAGAUGGAGAGAUACAAGGAAUGAGGGAUAGACAAGAGGGGAUAAGAGAUGGAGAGAUAAAAGGAUGGAUGUAAUAGAACAAUAUAGGGAUGAAGAUGAUGGAGAGAUAAAAGGAAGGAGGUAGACACUAAGAGGGAAUGAAGAGAUGGAGAUAUAAAAGGAGGAGGAUAUACAAAAUAAGGUGAAGAGAUGGAGAGAUAAAGGAUGGAGGGAAUAGACAAUAAGGGAUGAGAGAUGGAAGAUAAACGGAAGGAGGAAAUAGACAAUAGCGGGAUGAAAGAGAUGGAGAGAUAAAAGGAUGGAGGGAUAGACAAUAGAGGGAUGAAGAGAUGGAGAGAUAAAAGGAUGGAGGGAUAGACAAUAGAGGGAUGAAGAGAUGGAGAGAUAAAAGGAUGGAGGGAUAGACAAUAGAGGGAUUGAAGAGAUGGAGAAGAUAAAAGGAGGAGGGAUAGACAAUAGAGGGAUGAAGAGAUGGAGAGAUAAAGAAGGAUGACUGAGGAUGAAGAGAGGAGGAUAGACAAUGAGGUGUAGGAUGAAGAGAUGGAGGGAUAAAAGGAUGGAGGGAUAGACAAUAGAGGGAUGAAGAGAUGGAGAUGGGGAGAUUAAAGGAUGGAGGGAUAGACAAUAGAGGGAUGAAGAGAUGGAGAGAUAAAAGGAAGGAGGGAUAGACAAUAGAGGGAUGAAGAGAUGGAGAGAUAAAAGGAAGGAGGGAUAGACAAUAGAGGGAUGAAGAGAUGGAGAGAUAAAAGGAAGGAGGGAUAGACAAUAGAGGGAUGAAGAGAUGGAGAGAUAAAAGGAUGGAGGGAUAGACAAUAGAGGGAUGAAGAGAUGGAGAGAUAAAAGGAAGGAGGGAUAGACAAUAGAGGGAUGAAGAGAUGGAGAUGGGGAGAUGCUGGAAGGUAGUAUGAUUUAUUUUCUUCUCCGGUGGUUUGAGUAGAGGAUAACAUUGUUUAUUACAGGGACUCUUUAUUGCGUUGUUGCAACUCUCAGCUUGAUCACUUCCUAGCCUAGUAAUAUGCCCUAGACUGCCAUAUUGAUUUGAUAAUUAUAUAUUGGUCAGUGCUGCAUUUCUUCCCUCUACAUAUCAGUACUGUAGCCCCCUGUACAGUGGGUUGUCAAUGGUAUUGGCAUGAGCAUGUUCCUCACAGUCUGUUCUUAUGGCCCUGCCAGUACCAGGGACCUUUGGCAGCAGGGUCCUUUGGGAUUAGCUGUCUGCCUCCGUCACCAGGGUCAGCUGGGUGGCAGGGUGCUUGUCAGGGCCAAUGUGUUUAACUAACGGACACACAAAUAGAGACUCCCCUCCCGUCCCUCCAUGUGACUGUGUCACAACAUACACCAUGCCAUGAUGUGACAGAGACGGGAGGAAACAAAGCUACGCCACUGGUCACUGAUCUCAGGUUGUAUGUCAUACCUGGUUGGUGUGAGUGGGUAUGAUCCUCAGUUAUUAGAGUAGGGAUGCCCACUGAUACAGUGUCUUCUUGAACCUUCUUGAAGGUUCACAUUGCUAAGGAAUUAAGGUGCGUAUUGGUAAGGAAUUAAGGUUUGUAUUGCUAAUGAAUUAAGGUUCGUAUUGCUAAGGAAUUAAGGUUCGUAUUGCUAAGGAAUUAAGGUUCGUAUUGCUAAGGAAUUAAGGUUCGUAUUGCUAAGGAAUUAAGGUUCGUAUUGCUAAGGAAUUAAGGUUUGUGUUGCUAAGGAAUUAAGGUUCGUAUUGCUAAGGAAUUAAGGUUCGUAUUGCUAAGGAAUUAAGGUUCGUAUUGGUAAAGAAUUAAGGUUCGUAUUGCUAAGGAAUGAAGGUUCGUAUUGCUAAGGAAUGAAGGUUCGUAUCGCUAAGGAAUUAAGGUUCGUAUGGCUAAGGAAUUAAGGUUCGUAUUGGUAAGGAAUUAAGGUUCGUAUUGCUAAGGAAUUAAGGUUUGUGUUGCUAAGGAAUUAAGGUUCGUAUUGCUAAGGAAUUAAGGUUCGUAUUGCUAAGGAAUUAAGGUUCGUAUUGGUAAAGAAUUAAGGUUCGUAUUGCUAAGGAAUGAAGGUUCGUAUUGCUAAGGAAUGAAGGUUCGUAUCGCUAAGGAAUUAAGGUUCGUAUGGCUAAGGAAUUAAGGUUCGUAUUGGUAAGGAAUUAAGGUUCGUAUUGGUAAGGAAUUAAGGUUAGUCUGGUAAGGAAUUAAGGUUUGUAUUGCUAAGGAAUUAAGGUUUGUAUUGCUAAGGAAUUAAGGUUCGUAUUGCUAAGGAAUUAAGGUUCGUAUUGCUAAGGAAUUAAGGUUUGUAUUGGUAAGGAAUUAAGGUUUGUAUUGCUAAGGAAUUAAGGUUCGUAUUGCUAAGGAAUUAAGGUUCGUAUUGCUAAGGAAUUAAGGUUUGUAUUGCUAAGGAAUUAAGGUUUGUAUUGGUAAGUAUUCUUGUAAAUUAUCUCUGAAAAUGUACUACAUGUAAUUGCUUGAAUUAUGCUAGAUUUUGUGGGCUUUUUUCAUAUCUUAACAGGUAUUCCCUUGAAAUAUUGCAUUCAGUGGGGAAGGACAUUAUUUGGUUCAAUAUGUUUUAAACUUAAAAAACGAUUUCCUGAUUUCCCUGAAAUAAUUUCCUGGUACCUGCUGUGCAAAAGAGUCACAGAAUGUUGUAAUCAUAGAGGUGGGAAUUGAAUAGGGUUAAAAUGAUAGAAACAACUAAAUAAGGGAUUGACAACAAUGGGCUUGGGCCAGUAUCACGGUGCAGUGAUGUACUCACGUGUUUAUUUUCUUUGGCUGCUGUACUUUACAGUAUUUGUCCUGAAAGGGUAUACCGUAUUCUGCUUGAAAAGCAUUUAAUGCGAGGUGGACAAAAUAUCUGUCCAUUUGGUACAGUAUUACAGUUCCUUGCGAAGUUGGCAGUGGGCACGUUGUUUUAUGAUGCGUCAUGUGACCGCUGGCAAGGGCAGACAUACUCUGGAAGCCCACCCAGUCAGAUUCUAUGAGGUCAUCAUCACGCCACAAGCAGAUCAGACCAUAGAAUGAUGUAAUGGAUCAGACGCCUUUCCUGAGUAAGCAACAGACAGGCAAACAUAAUACUGACUGAUGUACACAGAAUAGUCUAGAAUAGACUUGAUUAAAAUAUAAAAUGUCUUUAUUUAUUUACAUUUUACAUUUUAGUCAUUUAGCAGAUGCUCUUAUCCAGAGCGACUUACAGUAGUGAGUGCAUACAGUUUCAUACUUUUUCGUACUUUUUUAUCCAUUUGCACAGAAAUUAGGCCCCUACAUGUGCAUUAUUCAGUACAGACAUUGUGCUUGCCAUGACUGCAGAUGUGUCAGUGACAUAGUGCAACUAAUGGCAGUAGCAACAGUCAUCGAAAUUGUUAAAAGGUUUUAAAAACAACUCUAAUAAAUGCAACAGUUGGACAAUGGAUGAAGAUAACUUUUUAAAUUUUUUAUAAUCCAUCAGAUAUUGACAUAACUAUAGCACAUAAACAAAUGUACUGGAACGGACAAAUAAUUAAUGGAGUUCAGGGAUGUUUGUGGGAAUUCAGGUAUUCAUUUUAUUGUCAUAUUUCACCUUUUUUAUUAGAAUGCACUCAUAUAUACAUUUUCUUAUUGUAUCAGGUAUGUUUUGUAUAUUUUGUGUUAAAAUAAAUUAAAUUACAUGUGCCUGAUUUGCAUAAAUAUGGUAGCUGUAUUUGCAUAUAUAAAUACAUUAACAUAAAGGGGUGGGACAUGGCUGCAACCACCAAACACUUGCUCUGUCUACCCUACCUGCACUGUCUAGACUGCCUCAUUAAUUACUGUUGUCAUGUUCUUUUGCAUAAUUCAAGAAGUGUGUCAAUAGCAGGAUACCCUCAGAUAAAAAAUCAACACGCUUGGCUCUAGAUUCCACCUAUCUAAACAUACUUUACAUUGUUUGCGAGAUCAGACAAAAUAUCACUAUAAUCCGAGUGUUCAUUUUCGGAAGUUGCUUUCAAUUUUGCGCAUCUAAUUUGUAAACAUUUAAACUGUAUUAAAUUAUUACUUUUUUCAAUUCCACAAAAAAAUUAACACCCAUCAAAAUAAAGUUAUCUUUCUUCUCUUUCUUGUGAUGUAAGUGUCGAGACGGUGUGUUUCAUCGCUGACAAAGCUUUAGCGUUCCUAUAGAUUCAACAGUAAAACAAUGUAUUCCAUUGAGCCCAUUUCAGCCAUUACCAGGGUGUGUUUGACAGGUCAUUACAAACAUUUCGUAACGUUAACGGGAAAAAACGUCAUGCAUAAACAAGAGUAUCAAAGAGUUACAGAAGUACAAUGAAAGCAAUCAAUCCAGCGAGAUUUAAGUGACAAGUGGAUUUUGCACCCCUCAAACACAGGAGAUAGAUGGCUGAAAAAGACAGAUCCUCAAGUGGGUGGGGCAUAUAUUUACAUUUUACGUCAUUUAGCAGACGCUCUUAUCCAGAGCGACUUACAGGAGCAAUUAGAGUUAAGUGCCUUGCUUAAGGGCACAUCGACAGAUUUUUCACCUAGUCGGCUCGGGGAUUAGAACACCUUUUUUCUAAGAGUGUAGGGUUGACGAUUGUCUUUUUUUCCUGUCCUGUGUUAGAUAUCUUUAUGAGCUACCGAGGCCAGUCGUUGGAGCAGGCUGCUUAUGCUGACUGUGGCUACUUUGAGAGUUCCUCCAGCGGGACUUUCCCCUCUGUGUUCAGCCCUGUGGUCACCGUUCCACAGCCACACGUCGACACUCAAAUAGCUCAGGUACAGUAGCACUUCGCUUGUCACUUUGGAAACUGUUGUUCUUCCACUGUUAGGGGACCGAAAAGUGAUGAAAAUGUAAACCAUUCACAUCAAAUUUGGCACAUAUUGCCUGGACUAUGUCUUGUUUGUUUUGUGUUCCUGUGUUUUCAUCACAUAGUUUGUGGAGGCUUUUUACUGUUAAAGUGAUUGGUUAUAAUAUAAAUUGUAGCCAAAAUUGUUUUAGUCAUGAUUAAUUAAACUUACAAUGAAUCUCUCUUCCAGUCCAACCUCUCAUCUGACAGCCUGUCUCAGCCCUCCUCAUCCAACUCUCUGUCAGACCCUGGCUACCACAGACAACCCCUGACCUCUGACAUGACCUUCAACCCCACUAACAACCCCAAGUUCAAAGGUCACCAACAACAGGAUUACCACAGCGUGUACCAUACACCCAGCAUGGUAUCAGGGGCCAAGCCCUCCUAUGGACACCAGACUUACCCCGGCACCACCGUCCCCAUCGCAACCACCAACAUACAACAGCAGCCCGUCUCCCCGGGAGACGGAACCUUUUUGUAUCCGCCUCCCUGUCACAAAUACGGUUACCACACCACCACUGCCAGCUCAGUGACCUCUACCGUCAUCACCCACACAGGAUCCACUAUGGGUGGCAGUAUCCUGGGAUCGGACCCCCAGGGUCAUCACGGGUACUCCACCACGGGAGACAUGUACUCCCCAACAUCCUGCCUCUCUCAGGGGUACUCGUCCGUGGUCUCGGCCCCGGCCCUACCCUCUCUCGGUGUACCUCCCCACUGCUUCUCAGCCCCACAGCAGCCGGGUGUGGAAGGUGGUAAAAGGGGGAAGCACAAGCAGAAGACAGCGGGGGGGGUGCAGAUGGGGUCCUGUCUGUCCACCCCUCAGUCGGCUCCCCCCCAGACCAGCUUCCUGGCGAAACUACUGUCCUCCAGCACACAAGAACGUGAGUACAUUCUUUCUCUUGUUUUUUCCUUCAUCAUACUUUCAUACUGCAGUGAUAAACUGAUGCACAUGCCGUUCCAACACUCUUGGUCUUGUAUUCACCAUUAUCCACUAUCACUGUCUUACAUAACCAUUAACCACUUUAAACCAUUGUACGUUUGUUUUACCUCCGCACAGUUCACUUUUGACCAUCUUGUUUUUAGGCAAACCAACGCUGGGAUUCGAUGCAACUUUAGUAGGAACCAAAGGGCACAGGUCAAGCUCUCCCAACUCUCCAGUAAGGCCAAUAUAGUUUCUUUAGUUAACACAGGUGUGAGUUUCAAAGACAUAAUUCAAACCUUUACUGCAGGUUACAGUUCUACUUUUAAUCAGAUAAUGUAUUUGGUUCAGCAUUCUAGUAGCAGCAUGCGUAUCGGAGGAGGGUCUGGAUCUCAGCUUCAGCCUGGGUCUCCCUGGUCCUCAGGGAUCCCACUUCUGGCACCAAUUCACUGCCAGACGUCCACCCAGGGCAACGCCGGGCUAUACGCUAGUACCUCCCACGGAUCUGCCGUCUCUGCUCUCCUCACCCAGGGCUCAACACACCCCAACACACCCCUCCUCAUCCCCAAGACAGAAAAACUCUCCCCUGUACAGAUCUACGGUUCUGAGAGAACUAGCUUAACAGGUAAUUAAGGAUGAACAUAAUUUCAUGUAAAAAUGUUAACAUGUCAUGUGUGGUUGUAAAGCAAAGUAAGCCAUUCCUCUUUGUUUGUUUGUUUGUUUGUUUGUUUGUUUAUAGUGAGCUUCUCGGGACACUCAGGCCAGAUGUCCCCAACCAACCUUCUAGAGAGGGCAUCCAACACUGAGUCUCCACACUCCUUACCUGGACAUUCCAAAAUGGAGUCAAACAAGGUAAGCAAAAAACAACUUGACCAUUCAUUACUCAAAGCUACUGUCUGAUAGAAAGACAAUGAUGAAUAAACAAAAGACUGAAAGGGAAAGGUAAGUUCUUAUUAUGUCUUUCCUAAAUUGAACUCAAGGUCUGGUUAUCAGACGCCUUAUGUGUUCUUUUCCAAAUCAAAUCACAUUAUAUUUGUCACAUGCGCCGAAUACAACAGGUACACCUUACAGUGAAAUGCUUACUUACAAGCCCUUAACCAACAAUGCAGUUCAAGAAAUAGAGUUAAGAAAAUAUUUACUAAAUAAACUAAAGUAAAAAAUAAAAAGUAACACAAUAAAAUAACAAUAACGAGGUUAUAUACAGGAGGUACCGGUACCGAGUCAAUGUGUGGGGGUACAGGUUAGUUGAUGUAAUUUGUACAUGUAGGUAGGGGUAAAGUGACUAUGCAUAGAUAAUAAACAGCUAGUAGCAGCAGUGUAAAAACAAAGGGGGGGAGGGGGGGGUGUCAAUGUAAAUAGUCUGGGUGGCCAUUUAAUUAAUUGUUCAGCAGUUUUAUGGCUUGGGGGUAGAAGCUGUUAAGGAGCCUUUUGGACCUACUUGGCACUCCGGUACCGCUUGCCGUGCGGUAGCAGAGAGAACAGUCUAUGACUUGGGUGACUGGAGUCUUUCACAAUUUGUUGGCCCUUCCUCUUAGUAUAUAGGUCCUGGAUGGCAGGAAGCUUGUCCCCAGUGAUGUACUGGGCCUUACGCACUACCCUCUGUAGCGCCUUACGGUCGGAUGCCGAGCAGUUGCCAUACCAGGCGGUGAGGUAACCGGUCAGGAUGCUCUUGAUGGUGCAGCUGUAGAACUUUUUGAGGAUCUGGGGACCCAUGCCAAAUCUUUUCAGUCUCCUGAGGGGGAAAAGGUGUUGUCGUGCCCUCUUCACUACUGUCUUGGUGUGUUUGUACCAUGAUAAGUGUUCAUUUUGUCCAGGUGGGAAAGGGCAGUGUGGAGUGCGAUUGAGAUUGCGUCAUCUGUGGAUCUGUUGGGGCGAUAUGCGAAUUGGAGUGGAUCUAGGGUUUCCGGGAUGAUGAUGUUGAUGUGAGCCAUGACCAGCCUUUCAAAGCACUUCAUGGGUACCGACGUGAGUGCCACGGGGCGGUAGUUAUUUAGGCAGGUUACCUUUGCUUUCUUGGGCACAGGGACUAUAGUAGUCUGCUUGAAACAUGUAGGUAUUACAGACUCGGUCAGGGAGAGGUUGAAAAUGUCAGUGAAGACAUGCUCUGAGUACACAACCUGGUAAUCCGUCUGGCCCUGCGGCCUUGUGAAUGUUGACCUGUUGAAAGGUCUUGCUCACAUCGGUUACGGAGAGCGCGAUCACACAGCCGUCCGGAACAGCUGGUGCUCUCAUGCAUGCUUCAGUGUUGCUUGCCCCGAAGCGAGCAUAAAAGGCAUUUAGCUCGUCUGGUAGGCUUGCGUCACUGGGCAGCUCGCGGCUGGGUUUCGAUUUGUGGUCCGUAAUAGUUUGCAAGCCCUGCCACAUCCGACGAGCGUCAGAGCCGGUGUAGCAGGAUUCAGUCUUAGUCCUUUAUUGACGCUUUGCCUAUUUGAUGGUUCAUCUGAGGGCAUAGCGGGAUUUCUUAUAAGCGUCCGGAUUAGUGUCCCACUCCUUGAAAGCGGCAGCUCUAGCCUUUAGCUCGGUGCGGAUGUUGCCUGUAAUCCAUGGCUUCUGGUUGGGAUAUGUACGUACGGUCACUGUGGGGAUGACGUCGUCGAUGCACUUAUUGAUGAAGCCGGUGAUUGAGGUGGUAUACUCCUCAAUGUCAUUGGAUGAAUCCCGGAACAUAUUCCAGUCUGUGCUAGCAAAACAGUCCUGUAGCAUAGCAUCCGCGUCAUCUGACCACUUCCGUAUUGAGCGAGUCACUGGUACUUCCUGCUUUAGUUUUUGCUUGUACGCAGGAAUCAGGAGGAUAUAAUUAUGGUCAGAUUUGCCAAAUGGAGGGCGAGGGAGAGCUUUGUAUGUGUCUCUGUGUGCGGAGUAAAGGUGGUCUAGAGUUUAUUUUCCCCUGGUUGCACAUGUGACAUGCUGGUAGAAAUUGGGUAAAACUGAUUUAAGUUUGCCUGCAUUAAAGUCCCAGGCCACUAGGAGCGCCGCUUCUGGGAGAGCAUUUUCUUGUUUGCUCAUGGCCUUAUACAGCUCGUUGAGUGCGGUCUUAGUGCCAGCGUCGGUUUGUGGUGGUAAAUAGACAGCUACGAAAAAUACAGAUGAAAACUCUCUUGGUAGAUAGUCUGGUCUACAGUUUAUCAUGAGGUACUCAGGAGAGCAAUACCUCAAGACUUCCUUAUUAUUAGACAUCACGCACCAGCUGUUAUUGACGAAUAGACACACACCCCCACCCCUCGUCUUACUGUUCUGUCCUGCCAAUGCACGGAAAACCCAGCCAACUGUAUAUUAUCCGUGUCGUCGUUCAGCCACGACUCGGUGAAACAUAAGAUAUUACAGUUUUUAAUAUCCCGUUGGUAGGAUAGUCAUCCAGUUUAUUUUCCAGUGAUUGCACGUUGGCCAAUAGAACGGAUGGUAGAGGUGUGUUACCCACUUGCAGACGAAUUCUCACAAGGCAUCCCGAUCUCCGCCCCCUGUAUUUCCGUCUUUUCUUCAUGCGAAUGAUAGGGAUUUGGGCCUGGUCUCAGAGAAGCAGUAUAUCCUUCGCGUCAGACUCAUGAAAUAAAAAAUCUUCGUCCAGUUCGAGGUGAGUAAUCGCUGUUCUGAUAUCCAGAAGCUCUUUUCUGUCAUAAGAGACGGUAACAGCAACAUUGUGUACAACAUAAGUUACAAACAAUGCGAAAAAACACACAAAAUAGCACAGUUGGUUAGGAGCCUGUAAAACGGCACCAUUCUUCAUUGCGCUCCACCAGUGUUAGAGAGAUGAAUAGUGUCUGUGUUGACAAGACCGUCAAUCGAUAGAUGUUGACAAUCUCAAUGUAUAAGCAUACAGUUCCUGAUCUAUGAGGUGUGUGUGUUGCAGACAGAGACCAGGAGGAUAACUCACAUCUCUGCUGAGCAGAAGAGACGUUUCAACAUCAAACUAGGCUUUGAUACUCUGCACAGUCUCGUCACCACACUAAGCUCUCAGCCAAGUAUAAAGGUAAGUACUGCAGUAGGAUAUCCAAGCUAUAAAAGAAUAAAGGUAGGUUACAGUGGAAGUCUGCACUGUGGCAAUUCCACUGGAACAGAAUGACGCUGAGACUUUUUCACUUUAAAAAGUAUGCCAAACAAAAACCGUUGAUAGCAAAGUUAAACAAACCAUACACCUCUAUGCACCAGGACUACUUGUAACAAUUUCCACAGAACAUUUUACAAAAACGAAUUAACUUGAAGAACAGAAUGACGGUAAAAUCUCCCUCAAUAUUUUUUAUGUGACCACGUUUUUCAAAAACUCAGUUAAAUAUCUACUCUGAAUAAAGAUUCAAAGAUGUCUGCAGAAGGAAUGGGGUGUCAGCUAUGAUAUGACAACUUGAGUUUAAAAAAAUUCAGUACAGUACAGUAAAGUACAGGAAAAUACAGUAGAUUAUACUGUACUCUACUCUAGUGUGCUGUACUGUACUAAACUCUACUGUACAGUACAGUACAGUACUAUAUUGUACUGACCUAUACUCUACUUUUCUUUACUGUACUGUACAGUGCUGUGCUGUCCAAACUUGUGAAACAGACGUCUAUGAUUGGUUCAGAUUUGGACUGACCAAAUUUCAACUACUUUUCAACGUCCAUGGACGUCCGGUGUCGGUCGAUGCACAGGCUGGUUACAGUAAAUGGAAAGAGAGUGGGCUCAUGGGUAGUUGUCAGUAAGAGCCGGGAGAGGUGACAUUAACUGGAGAGAGAGAGAGAGAAGAGAGACUGGGAGAAAGAGGGAGGGGUUGUCUAGACUGUUUUCACACUCUUGCUUUAACUACCAUGUUACAGAAAGAGAAAGAAAACAGUUAUGAGCUGAACAUAACAGUAUGCCAGUGGAAGGGAGGACAGUAGCAGGUGGCCCAACUGUGGUUUGUAACUACUAUGAAUUCCCAUUGUAGGCAAUUCAGUUGCAGUCAUUCUGUUACUGAUUUUUGGUCAUUCUGUUACUGAUCUGGUAACAGAAUGAUGCAUUUUAAUCACUUAAUAAAUCACAAACCAAAUUGUUAUCAGUAUAAACACUAUUGCUAAUUGUUAGGUCUACCUUUACUUGUUAAUUCUGUGAACUUUCAUUAUCCUCCCCUCAUGAGGGAGAGAAAUUAGAAAAUAUCUUAAAGAUAUGUGGUUUUUUGGUCACAGAAGACAAAUAAUUUCUGCAAAACUAACUAUAAAUGUUGAUAUUAGUUGGCAGGGCUCUUUACUUCAGCAUUAUUGUGUUUUUAUGUAUUUCUAAUACUUUUUAAGACUUUUGCUGCUAGAUGUUUUCUAAGACCCCUUUUCCAACUGUUUGACCAGAAAUCAAGGCCUUAGCUUUUUUCUAUGUUUUUGGAAAAUGGUUGAUUGUUUUUAUAUGCCUUAAUUUCUCAAAUAUAUAGACUCUUAUCAUUCAUUUGACACCAACUUCUAUGUGCUACUAUGAACUUCAUAUUAGUGCUCAUGCGGGUUUUUACAUGGAAAUGCCUACUACACAACACAAGUCAUAGGGGUGUAGAGGAUAGGAAGCUGCAAUGAGCGGGAUUUAGGAACUGUUAUCAACCCCAAUCACCUCAGUUACAGUAACACACAAUGGUUUUAGCAAUCAUAUCCUACCACUAUUCCAAACACACAGCAUGAGAAUCAGUGUGGUGUUGCCCAGCAGUAACCCCUUUGUCCCAUAGAAAUAGAAUAAAUAAAUGGAACAUUAUGUAUCUACAUUAUUGUCUCUGUGCUCUGUCCCGUGUCCCAGAUCAGCAAGGCCACAACGCUACAUAAGACAGCCGAGUACAUCAGCAAGAUGCAGCAGGAGAGAACUCAGCUACAUGAGGAGGCUCAGAGACUCAGGGACGAAAUUCUGCUCCUCAACUCUGCCAUCAAGUAAGACCACCGUCUUGAAACACAUUAAACAUAAUCUGAGUGUGUGUGUUUGUCAAGUACGCAUGUGUCUAUGUGAUCAUACCACUUCUCUUUCCGAUUCAGUGUGUGCCAGCAGCAGCUGCCUGCCACUGGUGUGCCCAUCACCCGCCAACGCUUCGACCACAUGAGGGAGAAGUUCAGAGAGUACGUCCGGGCACAGACACUACAGAACUGGAAGUUCUGGAUCGUAUCCUUAAACUCAGUGAUAGGACAGUUAAGAGAAGCGUAGAUUCAGUGGGUUCAAAUAGUAUUUGUUUUUCUUUCAAAUAAUGUACUUUUUCUGGAGCUCCAGAUGGUAUUUUAUUGUAUCUUAUAGAUACUGCAUUGUUUACAUUGCACCAGACAAGAUCAGUCAAUCGCAGCUACUGUAUUUGGAAAAAGAUAAACUAAUGGUCUGGUUUGACUAGUAGCGCACAUAUGAACAGCCAAUCAGAAGUAUGUAUAUGUAUAUUUUGAAUCAUAUAUUGUAAAUUCUAUCAUUUGUAUGUAUGUCUCAUAAUAAUACAUGAGUCAGAAUGGUGCUUUCCUAAACACGGGCUCAGUUCAGCAUCAUCAUAGAGCCCUUGUUUGAGUCAUAUAACGGGAUGGUGUCCACCGCCAGUGUAGAGGAUCUGUGUCGCACCACUCUGUCCUGGCUGGACCAGCACUGCUCUCUGCCUGCCCUCAGACCCAGUGAGUUCAACAUCACUAGCUUCAAUGACUAUCAGUUCGUCAUCUAGUCUGUCUGUCUGUCUGUUAGUCAUCUCGUUUUUGGUCUAUCUGUCUGUGUGUUUAUCUGUCUGUCUGUCAGUUAGUCACCAAGUGUUACUCUGUGUGUCUGUCUAAUCUUUCUUCAUCUCCCUGUUACCUGAUCCUCUCCUCAGCGGUCCUUAGUUCACUCCGUCUCCUGAGCACCUCCACGUCCAUCCUGA